GAUGCAGCCAAGGGAAGGUGGCGAGCAGAAGGGACUCCGGGCGGUCAGCGAAGCACCGGGAGCUCGCGGGUCCGGCCACACAGAGCCCUCUUCCAUCAGAUCGAGCAGCUGAUGUUCUGACCUUUGACUCCUGAUCAGUUCUCCUGCCCUGGUCGAGAUUCAUUCUUCCCAGCAGCCACGCCAUGAACACCUCCCCAGGAACAGUGGGCAGUGAUCCUGUCAUCUUAGCCACUGCGGGCUAUGACCACACUGUGCGGUUCUGGCAGGCCCACAGCGGGAUCUGCACACGCACUGUCCAGCAUCAGGAUUCUCAGGUGAAUGCGCUCGAAAUCACUCCAGACCGCAGCAUGAUUGCUGCUGCAGGUUAUCAGCACAUCCGCAUGUAUGAUCUCAACUCCAAUAACCCCAACCCCAUCAUCAGCUAUGAUGGAGUCAAUAAGAACAUCGCAUCUGUGGGUUUCCAUGAAGAUGGCCGUUGGAUGUAUACAGGCGGGGAGGACUGCACUGCCCGAAUCUGGGACCUCAGGUCUCGAAAUCUGCAGUGUCAGCGGAUCUUCCAGGUGAAUGCACCCAUUAAUUGUGUGUGCUUGCACCCCAACCAGGCAGAGCUCAUCGUGGGUGACCAGAGCGGUGCUAUCCACAUCUGGGAUCUGAAAACAGACCACAAUGAGCAGCUGAUCCCAGAGCCAGAGGUCUCCAUCACGUCUGCCCAUAUUGACCCUGAUGCCAGCUACAUGGCAGCAGUCAAUAGCACAGGAAACUGCUAUGUCUGGAAUCUGACUGGGGGUAUUGGUGACGAAGUGACCCAGCUCAUCCCCAAGACCAAGAUCCCAGCCCAUACCCGCUACGCCCUGCAGUGUCGUUUCAGCCCUGACUCCACGCUCCUUGCCACCUGCUCAGCUGACCAGACAUGCAAGAUUUGGAGGACAUCCAACUUUUCCCUGAUGACAGAGCUGAGCAUCAAGAGCAGCAACCCUGGAGAGUCAUCGCGUGGCUGGAUGUGGGGCUGUGCCUUCUCAGGGGACUCCCAGUACAUUGUCACGGCUUCGUCUGACAAUUUGGCCCGCCUUUGGUGUGUGGAGACUGGAGAGAUCAAGAGAGAGUAUGGCGGCCACCAGAAAGCUGUUGUUUGCUUGGCCUUCAAUGACAGUGUGCUGGGCUAGCGUGUACCCUUGGGAAUGCAGGCAGCUAUGGGGCAGUGGGGAUGGCCUGUGCAGUGCCUCCAGCUGGACGUACCUGUA
Messenger RNA from Fukomys damarensis (Damara mole-rat), 1241 nucleotides. It is a transcript of the gene Mlst8, whose product is annotated as MTOR associated protein, LST8 homolog. Bases 183 to 1163 code for a protein of 326 amino acids. Gene Ontology annotation, cellular component: TORC2 complex; TORC1 complex. The record is from RefSeq and is a predicted model, not a curated record. Lineage: Eukaryota; Metazoa; Chordata; Mammalia; Rodentia; Bathyergidae. Gene Ontology annotation, biological process: TOR signaling; regulation of actin cytoskeleton organization. The transcript has 9 exons. Gene Ontology annotation, molecular function: protein binding.